AUGGAGGAGGAACGGUGCGACUUUGGCGUCAUCCGUGCGACUGUCACGGAGACUCUGGCAGCGGCUGCAGCGCAGGCUGCUAGCCAGCACCCAACAGAUCGUGCUGACCCUGUUGUUAGUCCGGGUUCAGAGAAACCUCAAGAUCAACAGGAACAGCAAUAUGAUAAAUCGCCUCACGAAAAGAUGCAUCAAGGAAACGGUGUGGACACUGGGGAAGAUGUUUACCCUCCCGCAGCGUUGCACCCACAGCAGGCAUUGCUUUCCGUAGCUGAAGACCCAGGAACCAGUGAAGAUAACGGAGCUCCGGGCGUAAGUGUAGCGGGAGGCCUUACGUCAGGGAGUGAGGCGACAGUAGUCAUGUCCGGAGAGGCGCCGGCAAUGGAGGUUGAAGGGGAGGCUGGAAAUGAUGCCAACCCUCUCGAACCUUCCGAAGUGGGAUCCGCUCAAAAUGGUGUUGUGGAAACGAUGACCGAGACGGCAGCUGCAGAGUCAGACGGCCUUCCAGUGGAACCAGGCGAGCCCGUUGCGGUGGUGGACGAGGUCGGAGAAGCAGCGGAGGCGGAGAGCGACGGCAAGGAAAGCAAUGACAGCGUCUGCAAUGAGUGUGGAGGUGGAGGCGAAGUUGUGUGUUGCGAUGGUUGUGUUAAGUCUUACCACGCUGACUGCUUGCCUGCAGUGGCCAGGCCUCGCCUGCGGGCCAAUGCUGACGAUUGGUUUUGCCCAGAUUGUGCUGCGGCGGCUGCAGUGCCGCCGCCGACGGCGGCGGCUGCCCCGUCUACUGUUACCGUUAAGCUGCCGCAGGCUUCAUCCGACAUUCGCAGCUCGAAACAGACCAUCUCCUCAGCCCCUCCUCCAGCGUGUCCUCCUCCCACUCCGGCCACGCCUUGGGCCUCGGUUCCGUCUUGCGUCCCUUCCAGGCGAAGAAAAACUAAAGCCACAGAGGACUAUGAGACCCGUAUAAACGUGGGGCCCAAUCAUCAGGUACCCCAUCUUCCCGAUUUUUUCUUGGCGCGUGGGGACAGUGACUGUCUUUCAACUCUUGCCGAGCAGUCGCUAGCCGACGGCGCGCAGAGCCAGGCAUUGGGACCCUUGCUUGUCUAUUCCCCUUACCUUAUGGAGCGUUCAAAGCAACAAUGCUUGGCCGAAAGAGCCAGGAAGUCUUGUAUUACUUCACAGAAGGACCUGGCUGAGUUUCUUAUCAAGUGUUCAAAGAGGUGGAAGGUUCGCCCGGGAUGGCAACCUUUCUCUCCCGAGUUCGCUUACAAGCUGCUACACCGUGCUAACUACGACCCAGAAAGGGCUUUGCGGAUGAUGGAUGAUUCCGCAUUUUGCUUCCAAAGCGUGUGCGACCCACCGUUACGGAAAUACGAGAACAAGUGGAAGCGCAGAGACAAGCGUGGGACGUUUCCAAGCUCGCCGUACCCUCCGCCAGUAGUGGUGCGUGGCUAUCUCAACGAGAAGCAGAAGCAGUUGCGCAUGGGCCGGUGA
Molecule: messenger RNA, 1488 nt
Organism: Eimeria acervulina
Lineage: Eukaryota; Apicomplexa; Conoidasida; Eucoccidiorida; Eimeriidae
Product: PHD-finger domain-containing protein, putative
Exons: 4
Coding region: 1-1488 (495 amino acids)
Source: RefSeq, a predicted model, not a curated record